AGAAGAAAGAGUCCGACCGCAGGGAUCAGCGUUUUUUUGGGAAAGAGUUUUUGAAUCAUGGCGUUCUCUGUCCCGAAGCCGGGACCCGGCUCGCCGAAAGCGGCCGAGCGUAUGCUCCGCGAUGCGAACGACAAGACCCUCACGCCUGCCAGGAGGGCGAAGCUCAUAUCACUACAGAAAAGAGAGGAGAUGAAAGACGUUUUGAUCAAGAAGUUCACGGAGAGGUAUCGUGAUUUCUGUCUUCUAUGCAUAUUCGAUGUCUACUUGUUCGAGAUCGAAAGGAACCCACUGGACCGAUGCACAUGAUUUGCAGAAACAAAAAACGCUAAUCCUCACACCGUAAUGAAAAUACACAGAGUAAACGGCGAUGGGGUUUCAGCAGACAAGAAGAAGGCUAACGAGGCCGCGAUAGAAGCCGAAGUGGGAAACUUCCUCGGAACGGGGGCAAUUACGGAGCAGAACCUGAAAAGGCUCGAGAAGAAAAUCCAUAGCAAAACAGGUAUGAUUUCUUGCGUGUUUCUUGUGCGCUUUGAACUUUUUGAGAAUCAAGCGAGUUUUUUUAGUUCAUGACUUAGGCGCACGACUUAAGCGCACUACCUAAGCGCACUACUUAAGCGCACUACUUAAGCGCACGACUUUAGCAGACGCCUUGAGCGUACGACUGGAGCGUACAACAUUAUAAGCGCACGACUUUAGCGUACUACUUAAGCGCACGGCUUUAGCGUACGACUUAAGCGAGCGACUUAAGCGCACGACUUUAGGAGCGCACGACUUUAGGAGCGCACGACUUAAGCGCACGCCUUACUCUGACAACAAAAACAUCUACCCAGGCACACUUGAGGGCGACAACGUAUCCGUGUCCAACUACUCCGUCGCGCAAAGCUUGCAAUCACACCGCUCUAUGGGCAGUGCAGCAAUCGGUGCAAAUUUGAAGCGGGACUGGAAGCUACUGGACGAGUAUGCAGUUAUGCUCCAUGAGCAGGACGCGCAGAAGUUCAAGAACAGUACUGAUGUCGUUUCUAGUUCUUUGCAGAUUUUUGACGGUGCCAGAUCAAGAAAAAGUUUUGUUUUGGUUUCCUACACAUCACUCGCCUUCCGGUCCGCUACACGAAAUGAAAACUUUUGCAAGCGCAACAUCAUCAACAAACCUUGCACCAAACAGAGCAAAAAUCCGUCCAAGAGAAGCUCUACCGGGACCUUACCGCGCAAAUAGACGCCGCGAAGAACAAGGACGACUACAAGAAGGCAGAAGACAAGAAGUACUUUGAGGAGGGCCUGAAGGAGUUGGAGCUCUGGCGCGUCGCGGAAGCAGAAAAGCUCGCGGAGCAAAAGAGAAAAAACAUGAUCGAGAAGCAGAUGCGAGACGAGCAAAUACAAAUGAACAUCAAAGUGCAAGAGGACGAGAAGUAUCGAAACUACUUUUUCCGUGCGGGCAAAUACAAAUGAACAUCAAUGACUUUUUUGUUUCUGAAGUGGUCCUUCAUUGUGUUAUUCCACCUAAAUGAGCGGAAAGUUCUUUCAACUGCAUCAAGUACAGGCUAUGAUAAUUUCAGCAAAAAAGCAUGCUGACCCCACAUCGACCACAGGGCUGCAAAGGAGAAGCAGGAAAAGGAGCUGGUGGUGCGAAUCCAGAGGGAGCUGGAGGAAGAAGCGAAGAAGCAAGCGAAGAAAAUAGAAGUACAGUUUUUUGCUUAUCAUUUGUAUCAUAGUUGUCUGUCAUGCACAUCUGCAUGCUCAGAAUGUUUCUCAUGCGGAGCUCCAUGACAAGCAUUCUCCAGUCGUGCUUUGGAAUUUGUAAUGCUCCAAGCAGCAUAAUAGGCUAGAUCUGUGAUGCUGCUGAACAAGCUUGGAAAAUGAAUAUCACAGCAAAACAAAGCCAACAUGGCGAAAGUUUUCAAGGAGAACCAGGAGAACAAGGCCAAGAAGGUAUUACAAUGAAAAAUGCCCCCACGACCCCAGAACUUAGCAGCAUUUGCAUUGCAAACCUUUCCAGUAGAAACACUCCCCGUCUUGCAUAUAUCAGCAACACAAAUUUUAUUUUCCAUGCUGAAUAGCUGAAAUCUGUGUUGCAAAGGAGCCCAACAGUAGCCGGAUCUGUCAUGCAAAAGAUACCUUGCGGAGUCUAGGUUCUGCAUCAGAAAGACUCGCAGUCCUUUCAUGCAAGACAAAAAGCUGUCAUUUGGAAACUUUGCAUGAGAAACUUUUUGCAAAUUUCGGGGUGGGGGCAUUUUUCAUUGUAAUAGAAGGAGGCGGAGCUGAAGGAACAGGCGGACGCAGACAUGAAGCAGAUGAAAGAAUACGCAAAGUUACUGGAGCGCCAAGAAGCAGCCCGAAAAGAGGAACAGCAGGCGCGGGCGGACAGACAAAAGAGCCUCAUGGACAAGGUGCGUUGCUUGAUUACGUGACUUUGCAUGUCAUUUUUGUACUAUCCUAGCAUGUUGCAGAUUCCAUAUUUGUCCUCUCUUACGUUUACGGCGCAACUCAAUCAUCUUACUUCCAUAAGCUCGGAUUUUAUUUUUGGUGAUUAUUCAAGAAGCGUAACUUUUUACCCUCAUAACAACAGAUGAAGAACACCGUCAUGGCGCAGGCGGCCGCCAAGGGGCAAGAGGACGAAAUUCGGGCCGCAAAGCAGAAGGAGGAGGCUGACUUGCGAGCGGUAUCUAUUUUUGUUGCUCUUGCGAAUAUUGUUCGUCGUAGAAUACGACGGAAAAUCAUAAGUAGUACUGUGGAAUAGAAUAAGCAAUACUGUUGAUCGGCACCCUAAAACAGCUCGAGAUGGCCGUCAACAAGCAGAUGAAAUUAGAAGCAAUGCGGGCGGAAACGAGGGAUUACCUGCUGAAGCAGAUGCAGAUAAAGAACGAAAGAAAACAGCAAUCCUUGGAGCUGAAAAAGCUGCAGGUAUACUUAUUCAGCGUCUUGUGCUGUUUGACUCUAGUUGUACUAUGGCGGCUUUGAUAUUUCUAGUCGCUGACCGCACUGUCUGUAUCGCAAAGGCGCAAUGCGAAUGCCACACGACUCCGUGUUUCGAAUGGAUUCUCAGGCCGGGGUUCUGGAUGAGGACCGGGCGCAGUACGAAGCGCAGGAGGCGAAGAAGGUGCAGGCUUUGAAGCUGAAGGCCUACGAGCAUCAGAAAGAGCUGCAGAAGCAGAUCUUGGAGAAGGAAGCCCGACCCAAAGACGUGGCAAUGUCGGCCGAGGAAGAGAAAAUGAACAAGGACCUGCUGGACCAUGUCUGCACGGUAUCAAAAUGAAAAAUCCCCCCUCCCCAUAUCAAAACGGAACUUUGUGAUGCUGAUUUGUGGUCACAAGUCGUCUUUGUCUUGUAUAUAGGACGAUCAUAGGAGCCAUUUGACGCAUUCCAGAGCAAGUCUGUCAUGCGCUUUCGACUACUGCAAGCCUGUUUGUCAUGCGCAAUUGCUAGCCUUCUGCAUUAUACCCAAACAGGCUGAGAAAAUGCCGCCAAGCACUCUCUGCAAGACAGAUCUGAUUUGUGUACGCAAAUCCAGCUUCAGAAACUUCGCUUCGAUAUGGGGAGGGGGGAUUUUUCGUCUCAAUACACGGAGCUCGAGAAGGCCCGCUCUGCGGUCGGAGGGAUGAGCCCGACCUCUGCGAAAUAAGGAAAGCUUUGCGGAACAAAGGUUUGGAUUUAUCUUCGACGGUUGUGGUUUCGGAGAAAUUUUUAUGCGGAACAAUUUCUCCAAAUAACCAGAACCAGCUCCAAAAAAUGCAGGACAACGAAAAUGCAACCGCUCGGUCUUUGUAUUUAAGAAUCAGAAAAACUAAAACCGCACGUAAUCCACUUCUAUACCUGAUCGUGGUCUUUUGGGACUCGUGUUGGGUCGGUUGUCGGCAAGACGUUCGACAGAAUUCUAUGUUCUUGCAAGUUUGAAUAGGAUGUUACAGUUUGUUAGCAGCGCAUUUGAAUAGUUUGUUAAUCGAAACAUCUUCAGACAAAUUUUAUGGUUCAGAGUAACAGUUUGAAAGCAGUGCAGAGACAGUUUGGAAUCGUUCUAGAUCUUAUCACUUCAGACACAGUUUAAUAACCCUCCGUCCCCGAGCGGCAGCCGUAUGGUGGACGGUUGGUCCUGAAGAAGAAAAGUACUGCUUGCGUAGCAGUAUCCCAUGCUACAGUGUGUGGUGCGUCUUAUUUUUAGGUGAAGCAGGACUUGAAACACGUGACAGUAUUAGAAAUCGCACAGAGUAUGAUCGAAAACGGCAAGCAGACUACCAGUAAAAAGUAGAAUACAGCAAUCGCCCGGUGCACGUAGAAUGAACUUCAAUCAGAUUAUGCUUAUUGUUAAUGCGCAGAUGUUGAAUACAGUUCGCGUUCGCGAUAAAUCACACCCCGUAGCAGCGCGGUC
Molecule: messenger RNA, 4360 nt
Organism: Amoebophrya sp. A120
Lineage: Eukaryota; Dinophyceae; Syndiniales; Amoebophryaceae
Source: the annotation of a GenBank genome assembly